Molecule: messenger RNA, 10938 nt
Organism: Cydia strobilella
Lineage: Eukaryota; Metazoa; Arthropoda; Insecta; Lepidoptera; Tortricidae
Gene: Lrp4
Product: low-density lipoprotein receptor-related protein 4
Exons: 35
Coding region: 241-5955 (1904 amino acids)
Molecular function (GO): calcium ion binding; protein binding
Source: RefSeq, a predicted model, not a curated record
AUACAUUGGAUUGGAUAUAUUGAGGACUGUUUCUAAUGCUUGUGAAAUACUCUUUCCUUAAGACUUUUGUGUGGCCAAUUACUUGGGUAUAUGUGGUAUUUUAGUGCACCUGUCCUGUCAGAUAAUGCUGAAACACUAAUUGCGUAAAGAUCAGCGUGAAAGGAGAGAUGGUCAGGGUGCGAAGGCGCGCCGGCGCGCGAGUGACCUAGGCGAUGCGCCGUCCCCACCACUGAUAACAUCAUGCCAGCGCCACUAGCCGCAUACAUAACACUCCUUACCGUCGUAUGGCUUUGUGCAAUCGCGGAUGAGAUCCCGUCGGCGGCGGUCCCGCGGUCCACCAACACCACGUCGGUGCCUGCGGACCCGCGGUCGCCAGUGGGCCGCGUGCCGCCGUACCAGCCACCGGCUGGAGCCGGACCUGUGCCCGGCUAUCGUCCCCAUAACCCGUAUACAAGGGUGGAACCAUGGCACCAACGACCAUCGAUAUUCGAUAGAAACGCGGAUGUCAUAGCGGAAGACAUUGAUCACGAGGAAGACGAUGGCGGCUGUAACGUUCCGUGUCUUAAGGAACAUUUCUCAUGCCAGAUCUCAUGCACCUGCAUCUCAAUGGAGAAGCGAUGCGACGGCGUCGCGGACUGCGCUGAGGCGGAGGACGAGGCGGGCUGCACGCGCUCCUGCGACGAGCACGAGAACCGAACCCUCUGCCACACCACCAACGUGUGCAUCGCCGUCGACUGGCUAUGCGACGGCGAUAACGACUGCGGAGAUUUCUCUGACGAGACGCACUGUGGUGGCCCGGCCAACUGCACGGCAGACCAAUUCACGUGCGCCAACGGCCUGUGCAUCCACAAAGACUGGUUAUGCGACGGCGACGACGAUUGUCGCGACAACUCAGACGAGACCAACUGCACCAAAGACAAGUGCAGAGAAAACCAAUUUACGUGUGCCACCGGUGAGUGCAUACCAUCACACUGGCGUUGUGAUAAGGAGGCUGACUGCCCUGAAAACUCCGACGAGAUUGACUGCCCUUUGGACUUGAUACGCUGCGCCGAGGCAGAAUUUCAAUGCGACAACAAGAAAUGCAUUCGCAAAGAGUUCCAAUGUGACGGCGACAACGACUGCGGCGACUGGACCGACGAGGACUUCUGCCCGAUGAUGCCGGGCAGCUGCAAUGCUGGCGAAUUUAAGUGUAGCGACGGCAAAUGCAUCCCAGAGCGAUGGCGCUGCGACACCGAGCGGGACUGCUCGGAUGGCGGCGACGAGCUCAACUGCGAACACGGCAUGCGGAACUGCACCAGCGACGAAUACACCUGCGCUGAUAGGCGGUGCAUAUUGAAAACAUGGCUUUGUGACGGCGUCCGUGACUGCUCAAAUGGUGAAGACGAAAUGCAUUGUCAAGUAUUUUGUGAAGAAGACCAGUACACAUGCGCUACUCAGGAUCAUCUUAUCAGCAGCGCGUUUAGGAACUGCGUGAAUAGAAAACACGUAUGCGACGGAAUGAAGGACUGCCCUAAGGGUGAUGAUGAGGAAAAAUGUCCAACGAAGAGGAAGUGCGGUCCAGAAGAUAAAUGCGAGAAGCAAUGUAUCACAACUUAUGAUGGACUCCCUGCGUGUGCUUGUCCUUUGGGUUUUUUAUUGGCUGAUGAUGGUUUUAGUUGCCGCGACAUUGACGAAUGCAUGUAUGAGCAAGAUCCAGUCUGCUCCCAAACAUGUUCUAAUACGAUGGGUAGCUUUCAAUGUGGAUGUAUGACAGGAUAUGUCCUUCGUCCUGAUGCUAGAUCUUGCAAACCUACGGGAGAGUCGCCAACCCUGCUGUUUUCGAAUCGCAUUGGAAUUAAACAGGUAUGGCUCACUGGCGAUAACUACAUGUCUGUUGUAAAAGGACUUCAUAAUGCGGUAGCAUUGGACUAUCACUACGAAAAACAGCUAGUUUUUUGGACUGAAAACAAUCUGAGAGUCAUACGUGUGGCACAAAUGAACAACAAUAACAUUACAGAUGUUAUAAGGUGGGGUUUGGAAACACCAGGCGGUGUGGCAAUAGAUUGGAUCCAUGAUUUAAUAUUUUGGACAGACUCGGGAACCAGACGUGUUGAAGUAGCUACUUUAGAAGGUCUCCAAAGGGCGGUAAUAGCAGCCAACGAUUUGGAUAAACCGAGGGCUAUAGUCGUUCAUCCGGGAGAUGCUUUGGUGUUUUGGACCGAUUGGGGUCCUAAUCCAAAAAUUGAGCGAGCUGACAUGGACGGAAACAAUCGCAAAAGUGUCAUUGUAAGUCAGAUAUUCUGGCCCAAUGGCCUGACUAUUGACUACAUUGAAUCUAAGAUAUACUGGGCGGAUGCAAAGCACCAUGUUAUAGAAAGUGCAUCUUUCGAUGGAAGAAAUCGAAGACGGAUCACGAAUAAAGGAUUGCCCCAUCCGUUCGCUCUGACAAUGUUUGAAGACGCAAUUUAUUGGACUGAUUGGCACACAAAGAGUAUAUCAACUGUCAAUAAGAGAACUGGAAUGGGAAUACAAACAGUCCAUGCUGGAUUAAACGCUCCUAUAGAUAUUCACAGUUAUCACCCGUUGCGCCAACUGAGAACGUAUAAGAACCGUUGCGGUGGAAAUAAUGGCGGAUGCUCACAUCUAUGCCUUCCUAACAGCAAUGGCUACUCCUGCCGAUGUCCUGUUGGCUUCAAUUUGAAUUCUGACGGACGAACAUGCGAAGAAUCUCCGGAAAAACUUUUACUGUAUGCCCAAAGGAAAGAUAUUAGACUUAAACAAUUAUACCCACGCAAGCAAAUGGAUUCCUUAGACAUGGUGAUACCGGUGGACCAUAUCAAAUCGGCCAUGGCUUUGGACUGGGACCAUAACAGCAAUUCAAUAUUCUGGACCGAUGUUGAAAAAGAUACCAUCAAUCGAGCUUAUUUGGAUGGGUCCAAUCAGACGGUUGUUGUAGGGUCGAAUCUAAUUUCUCCUGCUGGCUUGGCAUAUGACUGGUUAACUGACAAGUUAUACUGGACUGACGCUGGAACUAACAGAAUUGAGGUGGCCAAUGCUAAUGGCAGCAUGAGAACCCUUUUAGCCUGGGAAAAUAUUGACAAGCCCAGAGAUAUUGUAUUAGAUCCUAAAGGAGGGGUGAUGUAUUGGUCGGAUUGGGGUCUGAGCCCCUGCAUUGAACGCGCGGACAUGGACGGCGGAAACAGGGAACGUCUCAUCACCGGUGACAUGGUUUGGCCCAAUGGUUUAGCCCUAGACCUUGAUCGACAGCGCAUUUACUGGACAGAUGGAGGCAAUAAAACUAUUCAAUAUGCCCGUUUCGAUGGCACUGGAAGAACUAUUUUGAUAGGUCAGGACCUUUCACAUCCGUUCGGCCUGGACUUAUAUGGGGAUGAAGUGUUUUGGACAGAUUGGGACACACAAUCCAUCCAAGCUGCUAAUAAGCACACUGGAUACAACAGAAGAACCCUUGGAUCUGGCGUUGCUGGUAUUAUGGACGUCAGGGUUUUCCACAAGGAAAGGAUCAGUGAAGCUAAUCAAUGCACCAAAAACAACGGAGGCUGUUCUCAUUUAUGCUUGCUAAAGCCAAGAGGUCGUUCAUGUGCUUGUCCCAUUGGAAUCAAAUUAAGCAAGGACGGUAAAACCUGCACAAACGGUCCAAUAAACUUCCUUAUCUUCGCCCAUCGCACCGAUAUCCGUGUGAUUUCGCUGGAUGUGCCGUACCAAAUAGACGUUGUGUUGCCUUUGCCGCCACUAAAGAACGCCCUUGGAGUUGAUGUUGACCAAAAGACAGGUCUUAUAUACUGGACUGACACUGCUGAGAGGAAAAUUCAACGCUCUAAUAAAGCUGGUGAAAAUAUCCAAACAAUAAUAGGCAAAGGCCUUCAUACUGCAGAUGGUAUCGCGAUUGAUUCAAGCGGGAGGAAGAUUUAUUGGACUGAUGGCGGUCGUAACAGUAUAGAGGUCGCUGAAUUAGAUGGAAGUAAUAGGAAAGUUUUAGUGUGGACUGGGCUAGAUUCUCCACGAGCGAUUGCUUUACACUAUGACCUGGGUUAUAUGUUUUGGUCGGACUGGGGCACUUCAGCUAAAAUUGAAAGGGCUGAUAUGGAUGGCAAAAACAGGCGUGUUAUUGUGGACAACGACAUUAAAUGGCCGAAUGGCUUAGCCGUUGAUCGUGUCGAGGGUCGUCUCUAUUGGAAUGACGCAAAAGUCUAUACCAUUCAGACCUCAGACUUCAGUGGUAACGACCGACGCACUAUUCUGCAUAAAGUCCAAUAUCCCUACGGUAUCGUGAUCGUAGGUCCAUAUAUCUAUUGGACGGACUGGAAGACGGAAGCAUUGCACAGAGCCAACAAGACGAAUGGGAAUGAUUCGAUAAUUAUUAGAGAGAACUUGAAAGGUCUAAUGGAUAUUCGAGCAGUUCAGAGUGAACACCUCGCGAAAAACUUAUGUGGUUUUAACAACGGGGGUUGCUCCCAUCUGUGCCUCCGUUCACCGGAAGGAUAUUCCUGCGCUUGCCCAACCGGUAUCUUAUUUGAAAAUCAAACGGAACAAAACCCCAAGAAGUGUAAGAAACAUCCAGAUAAUUUUCUUGUGUUCGCGACAAGAGGAAGCGUGGCGUUUAUAUCUUUGGACACUCCAGAACAGUGGGACGUCACCCUUCCAGUCACCGAAGUUCAGAAUUCUAUUGCAGUUGAUUUUCACUGGGACAGAAAAUUAAUAUUUUUUACUGAUGUAGAAAAGAACGUUAUAAGAUCUAUUAACAUGCUGAACAUGAGCGAGACAAAAGUCAUAGUGAAGAACAGAUUGGAUACUCCAAAUGGCCUAGGUGUCGAUUGGAUAGCAGACAAUAUUUACUGGACGGACAAUGAGUAUAAGGUAAUAGAGGUAGCACGAUUGGAUGGAUCAUGCCGAAAAGUCUUGAUUAAUGGCCUCACAGAACCAAGAGCGAUAGCGUUAUUCCCCGCUAAAGGGUACUUGUACUGGAGCGACUGGGGCGAACAUCCUAGCAUUCAACGAGCUUACUUAGAUGGAACCCAGAGGACAGUGAUCGUAAAUAAAGACUUAGGCUUUCCUAACGGUAUAACGAUAGAUUUUAGAGACAGGCGAUUGUACUGGACUGACGCUUUAAAGGACAGAAUCGACACGUCAGAUUUGCACGGUAACCACAGAGUACAGCUGAUACCCGAUGCUAAACAUCCCUUUGGUAUGACACAGUUCAACGACUACAUCUUCUGGACAGACUGGUUUAAAAAGUCCGUAAUGCGAGCCGACAAGAAGACAGGAAAGAACAUCACAGCGUUGCGAACUGACCUGGAAAUGGCGAUGGAGAUAAAAGCCGUGACGUCAGAGAAACAGCGCGGAUGGAACCCGUGCAAGGAGGGCAAUGGCGGUUGCUCGCAUUUGUGUCUCUUCAAAGGACACGAUUACAUCUGCGCCUGUCCGGAUGAAGCGGACUCAAGGCCCUGUGACACAAUUCCGAAUCCCAAGGUCGACAUUAGUCUGCGGCCACCAUAUCCGGACUACGAAAUAGAUCUGGAUGACCUCGACAAAGGCCCCCCAACGCCCACUCAAAUCCCAGACACAAGUAUCAUGAGCAUCUUGCUGGUUGUUAUCGGGGUUUUCGUUUUCAUUAUCUUGGCUAUAAUUGUCCUGGCAAUUGUUUGUGUAAAAAUAAAACGCGAGCACGGCGGAGAACUGAAGGAGAACUACCGAGAAUCAGGCGGGCACAUCUCCUUCCACAACCCGAACUACAACUGCACCACCGGCGGCGGCGGCGGCCCCGACUCCACUGAGCGCAGACCUAAUCGAUUCCAAGGCAUCUUCAAAUAUGACAAAAACCAGGAGCGCGUCACAAACGUGUACAUCCCAGAGGGAACCAGCUUGCUCCCGCCGCCGCCACCGCCACCGCACCGCCAGCCGCCACGGCCCGCCACACACGAUGACUUUGAGCCCGUCACGUUGCACUCCUUUGCCUAAUGCGAAUAAGACGUUAAUGUGUAUCGCAUACUGUAGAGCACGAACAACAGGCGCACAGAGGUGAAAAUUAGACAUAAAGCUAUAUUUUAUUUUAUUUUUGGCAGUGCGCGAUAGGUACCUAUAGCAUUUGGCCAAUAUUGAAAAAGUACUCAUAUAAAUGGGGCGUCAUAGAAUAUCGCACCAGAAGCGAUAUUCGACUGGAUACUAUGUUGUAAUGUGCCUACAUGUCUACGAAGUAUUUCGUAAUAUAAAUAUUAAUAAACGAAACCAACAUUCACUUUAUCCAAAAAAAUUACGUUGCUUUCUCCAUAGUCUAACUAAGUCUCAUCGACUAUUUUAUAAAGUCUUGUUUUUGUCUGUUCACCUCUGUCGCCUCUCUUUAGGUAGUCUCUCAAAGAGGUCUUGUUCUUCAAUAGACCUAUAAUUAAUUAAACUGUACACAAUAAUGUUAACCAAAGUUAUUAAAUGAAAGGAUUUACAUCGACAUAAGAGCUACACGAACGAUAUCAAAGAAAUUUUAAUACGAAUAUAGAUUAAAUGCACUUACCGGCCGUAAUUUCACCUGACAACGCGUAUUGCUUUAAGAUGGUGCACGACAUACCAAUGAAUCGAAGUGUUCGGAUCUUAACGUACCUACUUACUUGUAAACCUAUGGUUAGGUAGUUCAUUAAAAUUGUUAUCAUCGAACUCUAUACGCUCUCAGUAUUUGAAUUGCGUGUCUGCACAAUUGCAAUUGUUUCAUUUAUAGGCAUGUUUGUGUGGAUUGCUCAUAAGGUCAUUGCUUUAAUUAUUAUUUAUGACCGAAUAAACGAUUUACGGUACGGAUAUGAUUUGGGCUUUGUUAACUCGUGAGGUAAACAACAAUAUCUCUGGUUUUGUGAAAAAUGCCGAUGUGUGAACUCUCAAAUGCUACCGUAAUCUCAACGGCAGUAUUUCAGGUUUAAAUUAAAUUAAAUAAAAAUCUAAUAUAGUAAUAUGGUGGCACAAAAUAUCCUAAAGAAGUCGAAUACCUACGGUUAGGUUAAUUUAGAUCCAGAUUUUAACGGGAUUUAAAGUCAAACGUGUGGAUAUCGGUGCCUACUAUAUAAAGAAUAAAGAUAUACUUGUCAAUUGCAGCCUCAGAAAAUUAAACAAAAAAAAACUUAUCUACUUAUUUAAUAAAUUCAUGUUACUUGUAUGGAAGCCAUUAGACUUUAUUUAGUUCUAGUUUGUGAUUGACAGUCGGUUUAAAGAUUUGGUUUUCAACCGUUACCUAUGAUUAUGAUGAAUGUACAUAAUAAAUAAUAGAUAACUAACCAUAACGUUUGCUAUAAAUGUUAUAAUAAUGAAACUAUACUUACAUAUGGUAUCUACUUAUUUGGCUUUGGCCUUUAAGUGGCAUUAAUUACCAGCCUGCUGCGGUACAAAACCCCCCGAAAUUAAUAACAAUUCUUUAUUCCAAAAAAUAAGUACAAUAUUCCAAAAAUCACCAAAUGUUCUUGGUAUUCCAUUUCUUUACCAAUAUUUCGGUCACGACGCUACCAGGAAGGCAACUUUCUUGCGCGUAUAGGUAGGCUGACCUAACUUACCCACUGGCUAAAAUGCUUUAUAAAGUUAUUUUCAGAUCGUCAGAGUUCCUCUGUGCCCCAGUUACUUAAACUUAGUAAUCUUCGUUAAAUAGUUCCUCUAAGUUUUAUAUUUCGGCUCGCUUGCUUACCCUGCCUCUCACAAAUCCCGUUUACCUCUAUCACGAACGAGAACUAAUGUUGGUACCUGUACUGCGUUAGCUACGUUGCACGAACGAAUCGCUUUCAAGUCAACAGCAACAAUUUAAAUUAAGGUAAAAUUCAAAGUUAUUCCGUCAAAUAUUUUACAUAUAGUAUAAGAAAAAUAACAUCUUUGUACUAAAUAAAAGAUAAACAUAUUGUUAUAAUACUUAUAAUUUACAAAUAGGAAUAAGUGUUUAGAGUAUGAACUACUUACAAGCCAAAGGCUUAAUUUGUAAAUAAAUUAAAGUAUUGAUACCUACACGUAUACCUACUUAUAAUGUAGGAUAUAACAGUGAUAUGACGAUUACUUUGUUAUCAAGUUAUCAUUAUUAAUUAAUACGAAAAACAUAUACCUAAGGAAUUAAGGAAACAUUCGUCCUUUCCUCUAUUUUGAUAACACGUUUGAUAAUCUCAUUCUUAAUAACAUGUCAGACACUUUGAUGAUUUAAACAUGAUUAUUUCUAAUUUACGAACAAACAAUACAUACUUAUCGCGAUGGGUUCUAUUAAAAAUUAUACCAACAGUUUUAACAUGAAAACUAUAUAAGUAGAAUCUUUAAAACUCCUUAAGAAUUAUCGAUAAUAAUUGUUGUAGUUUCCUCGAGAAUGUUUGUUUUUACGGAAUGGUACAACUGAAUGGUAAAAAAUUUAUGAAAAGGACUCCUAGAUAUUUAAAUACCUAAUAAUAUAUGUAUUAUUUUUGUACAAGUUCCACGUCUCACUCAGGCUCAGGGCUGAGACUUAAGAAACUUUAAUUAGUUUAGUACAUAAGUUAAAGUGGUGUCAUAUGGAUACAUGUAUCCAUAGGGGCGGGUGCUAGUAUGGUAGGUAGGUACUGGCUUAUGCAAUGCACCCAUAAGCACGGGGAGCUGUUUGUACAUAUUUAGGAAAUGGUAUUAACAGCAUACCAUAUAUAUAUGCAUAUAUUAUAUAUACUUCGAAUCAUGAAUAUAUUAAAUUGUUAUACUUUCAGUUUAAUAUUUUCCAAACAAAAAUAAAGAACGUGUUAUAUAGGUUAUAGAGAUAAAUUUCACCAAAAUAAAUAUGGUGACAAUAAUAUAUCAAUGUAAAUAAUUAGUUUUAAUCAUGAGCUGAUGCCGUUAUGUUACACUACAUUGUAAAUAACAGAUGUAUUUUUUUAGUUUACGGGAUACUAGGUUUUGCUAGCAUGGCGCAGUCGCGGCUUCUCAACCUUACUACUCGACAUUCUACAACUGUAAACAACCCGUUGGAGGAAUGUAAUCUCAUUUCAUAUAAAUCAUUUGUUAAAACUGCCGAUUAUUUUUUCUAAAAUGUAAAAUGGAAUAUCUGCAAAAUGGAACAUGCCUAUUAUAUCCAAAUGUCAAUUCAAAAUCUAGUUUGGUAUUUUAUAAGAAAAUGCUGGAGUGAUAUCCGAUCUUGAUUUUUGACAUAAGUACCUGAGACAAAUUUUACACGGACAGGCCGCUUUCGGACGUAGGCUAGGUAAUAUUUUUACGUCCAACAUUCAGGUCGCAGUUUUUUAAGACGAAGGUUUUCAAUCAGUGUGUGUUGAUUGUAAUGACAAACGGCACCCACCUACCUACCCAAAGAACAAAGGAGCUCACAAAAAUAAUAUUGACGGAGAAUUAAGGUCGUCAGCGAUCCUGAGUUGCCAGAGUUAAAAGUAGUGGAUAUUUGGUAGGGCAGCGAUCCCGAAAAAUGCAGCGCCGAGAUUCCCCAAGACGAUCUGGCCGACAUCGCACGAAACCGUUGGAUGAGGCCAGAGAACGAACGGUGGUUGUAACAAACAUCCUUGUGGUUGUGAAGAGGGGAGGCCUUCGUCCAGCAUUGGAAAUCUUUUGACUGAUUUGAUGAUGCCAGGUCAAAUCUAAAUGGCCGAGAAUAAUUAAAAGGAAUAUUGCCCGCUAAUUAAAACAGCUGUUUUGUUGUACAAUUUCAGGUACUCUUGUUGGCUGUAUAGGUACAGCUAAAUCAAAUUAAAAGCACCUCCUAGUUAAAAUACCAGACCUUAAAAUUUGUAUUUCGGGAAUAGAACUUUCGAGUAAACCAUAAAAUAAUCAAAUUAUGUUUUUUGCUUUCUUUUAAUUGUGCAUUUUUACGUCGAUGCCUCGCGCAAAAAUGCACACAAAGUUUCACAGGGUGUUUUAAUCUAAGGUAGGAUUAGGGUGGUAAUUAAAUGAACAGAUGGUUUCAGAGAGGUAAAAUAAAGUAACGAAGAAUUUUGACACAAAUGCUAUAGAUAUGCUUUUACGUUUUUACAAAUACAAUUGUUAUAGUCGGACGGUUUUAAAAUGUCGGAAUCCACUUAAAGGAUUACCUACCGAUGAAUGGCAUUGUUGUCUUUUGUUAAGCCCAACCGCUAAUUGGCUGUGCAAAAUGGAAUGCAAUAACAACAAAAGAUUCCAUACAGAUAACAACCUUAUCGCUUGAAGAAUAGAGUUAAAAUUACAAUAGCAGGUACUCGAUAUAGAACCUUUUGGAAUGCAGGGCCGUGGUCACCCAAGCGUUUGUUUAUGUGAGUCACAACAAUGCCAACAAAAGACAACAAUGCCAUUCAUCGGUAGGUAAUCCUUCAAGUGGAUUCCGACAUUUUAAAACCGUCCGACAUAAAUAUGUUUAUGUAUACAUUAUUAGGAGUAAGUGAAGCAGCUAAUUAACUACACACAAAACAAUAAUUGUUCAUGAGAAGACAUCUCGUUGCAAUAAGGUACAUCGAUGGUCAUGUUAAGGUACAGACAGCACCAGAAGUAGGUACUUAGCGGAAGAAAUGCUCUAUGUACCUACUCUGUACAAAACCUUAAUUACAUAGUUGAUAGUUAUUUGUUUUACAAGAAGGCAAAGUUGGUGUUUAACUCCUGGUCCUAAUAUUGAUAUCCGAGUAAGCGAAAGAUUCCAAAACUUAAAUUGAUUUUAGAAAAGUGGAAUCUUAAGCGUUCCGAAGAUUUAACGCGGUUAAACAAACUUUGCUACCGAUUGAAACACAAAAUGGCACACAAGGGGGCAAAGUUGUUGUUUAACCGCUUGUGCUAAUAUUGAUAACCGAGCAAUCGAAAGACUACAAAAUUGAACCACGAGCGUAGCGAGUGGUUCGUGAACUGGAAUCUUGAGCGUUGUGAGGGUUUCAAGGCACGAGGGUUAAACAAACUUUGCCUCCGAGUGAAACACAAAAUUUUUCACCACACCAACGCGAACAAAAUACUAACUAUGAAAUACCAAAAAAAUCAAACGAAAUCAAAUUCAAAUGUACGUAAUAA